AGGGGACGGAGCGGACAGAGGAGCAAAAGCCUGUGCUCUGUACCUCAGGGCCCCUUAAACAUGUUUCCAUCUGAUCUCGAGGUUUCACUUGGAAAAAUUAUCCCUGAUAUUCAUUUUGCACUGGACUCUUUUGUCAUACAGCUGAACUAGUCUUGCCAAGAAAUGGAAUUACUUUCUACCUGGCGCCACACUUUGAGGAAAGGCUGAACUUCACGGAUGAUAGGAUGCGAGAUGCCAUCACACCCAGAGGAUUUGUCUCUGCAACUUGUUGAAUCUCAAAAGAAUGGAUGAAACAUCGUCCACAAUGGGGAAUACAAAUAACUGCAAGGCUAUUUAAGAAGGCAACUGGAGUCUUGUAAGAUUGGCAGAACCUAUUAAGAAGCAGUUUGUAAAAGGCUAUCCAGGCACGGCUACAUCCAAGAAUGAGGAUCAAAUACACAAUAUCCAUUGUCUUUUUUGUGGCACUUGUUAUCAUCGAAAAGGAAAACAACAUUAUCUCCAGGGUGUCAGAUAAACUCACCCUAAAGCAAAUCCCCCAGACCCCUCUGCAGUCCAGCGGUUCCUCUCAUAUUUUGCUGAAGCACAAUGGUUCCUUGACCACACUCAGCAAACUAGACUCUGCCUUCACACUGAUGAAGCGGCGCCUUGUGAACUACACUGAGCGCCUAGAGCUCAUGCCAAGAGGCAGGAGGCACAUCCUUCUUCUGGCAACCACCAGGACGGGCUCUUCCUUUGUGGGCGAGUUUUUUAAUCAGCAGGGUGACAACAUGUUUUACCUGUUUGAGCCGUUGUGGCACGUGGAGAGGAUGUUGACGCUGGAGACUGGGGGCACCAACGCCACAGCGGCAGCCCGGGCGUACCGGGAUGUGCUCCAGCAGCUCUUCCUUUGUGACUUCACCCUGCUGGAGAGCUUCAUCGAUCCCCCUCCUGUGGACCACAUUACCACCGGCCUCUUCCGCAGGGAGUCCAGCAGCUCCCUGUGUGAGGAGUCGGUCUGCAGUCCUUUCAUCAAGGGGGUCUUCGAACGCUAUCACUGCAGGACCAGGCGAUGUGGACCCCUGAAUCUGACCAUGGCCUCUGAGUCCUGUCUCCAAAAGGAGCACAGGGUCAUCAAGUCGGUGAGGGUCCGUCAACUGGAGACCUUGCGCCCACUGGCCGAGGACCCCCGUCUUGAUGUUAAGUUCAUUCAGUUAGUUCGGGAUCCCCGGGCUGUUCUUGCCUCACGCAUGGUGGCCUUCGCUGCCAAAUACAAGAACUGGAAGCAGUGGGCCAUGGAUGGCGAUGUACCCAUUGAUGAUGAUGAGGUGAGGAAGCUCAAAGGCAACUGCGAUAAUAUCAGGAUGUCUGCUGAAGUCGGACUCAGGCAACCACCAUGGUUACGUCGGCGCUACAUGUUGGUACGCUACGAAGACAUUGCCCGGUUCCCAAUGAGGAAGGCGACUGAGAUGUACAGGUUUGCCGGAAUCCCAUUGGCUCCACAAGUGAAAUCCUGGAUCCUAAAGAACACGCAGGCCUCCAAGGAGGCCAGCGGUGUGUAUUCAACACAGAAGAACUCCUCAGAACAAGUAGAAAAAUGGAGGUUCAGUCUACCUUUCAAAAUAGCCCAGGUUGUACAGAAAGUCUGCGGACCAACACUGAAGCUGUUUGGGUACAAAUUUGUGAACAGUGAAGAAAUGUUAACUGACAGGUCCAUCAGUCUGAUAGAUGAAAAGGUAUUCAGCUUUGUAUAGACACUGACAAACAUGAACUCUAAAACUUGGCACAGACAAAACCAACUGUUUGCAGAACUCUGGAAUGGCUGUUAUUUAUUAUGGACCAGUAGCCUCUUACAGAGAAACAAAUAUUUUCUGAUGGUGUGCUAUUUAAAGUUUACUACUACUAUUUAAAAAAAUACUAACAAAAGGCAUUAUUGAACAGAAAGCAUAUAUGCUGCGUUUAACAAAGAAAAUAGGUAGCUGAAACAAUGUUGAAACUUUACAUGUGGGUAAAGGCUGGUAGAAAGAGGAUGCUGUCUUUAUUUUUGCACUCAUGGCCUCUAGCUUAACUGCAGCUUAUAUUGCAAGUCUGCCCCAUGUGUAAUUUCACUUCCUUAGAACCUAAGGGAGAUAAUUGUGUGCUUGCGAACAGUGACGAACUGUUUCAAAUGCUCCAAGAAACUUAUAUUAAUUAUAUUUUCAUUUUGUCCAACAACUCCCGAACUAGCAACAGAAGUCGCUUUUAUACCAAAGAAACUUGAAGUGAAAUGUAAUACACAGCCUAAUGAAUGAGCUGCCUUGUAUAGUGAUGCUUACUGCAGAGGAAGGAAAUACCAGUGUUUUGCUAUGUAAUUUCUACGCAUAAGAUUAAGAAGGGAUGUUGUUUCAUGCUAAUUUAUUUUUUUCCUUCUGUUUGCUGAAAGGCCAUUAUGACUCCAGUUUCUGAUGUGCUCCACAAAUUCCAUUCCCCCCUGCAGUGGGCACUUUUCUUGCACAUGUGUACUGUAGGUUGCUGUAAAUGCAUGUUUUCUCAUUGGCCAGAAGUUGUUUGAAGUUGUCCUUGUGACAGUGUCAGGACCCAUUUUGUAAAAACAGAUGUUUACAGUGCUACUGUAUCCAGACAUUCCAACUGCAGCUGGUUUGCAGGAUUGUGUGAGUUUUGUUGGCUGGUCUCUGUCUGUUGACACAAGUCUCCUGGCUGGUGAUAAAAAGAGGCCUUGACUCUCUGGCCUGCAAGACUGUUUGCUGAU
Messenger RNA from Myripristis murdjan (pinecone soldierfish), 2725 nucleotides. It is a transcript of the gene chst3b, whose product is annotated as carbohydrate (chondroitin 6) sulfotransferase 3b. The transcript has 3 exons. Gene Ontology annotation, cellular component: Golgi membrane. The record is from RefSeq and is a predicted model, not a curated record. Lineage: Eukaryota; Metazoa; Chordata; Actinopteri; Holocentriformes; Holocentridae. Gene Ontology annotation, molecular function: N-acetylglucosamine 6-O-sulfotransferase activity; chondroitin 6-sulfotransferase activity. Bases 423 to 1730 code for a protein of 435 amino acids. Gene Ontology annotation, biological process: carbohydrate metabolic process; N-acetylglucosamine metabolic process.